GUGAAGUUCAAAGAGACAGUCGAGAGCAACAGUUUAAUAAGUUUGAAACUGAUCGUGAUCGAUAACAGAACUUAAUAAAAAAAAAAAAUUGCAUUAAAAUUUUUCUUCAAUUCGAUCACUUUUCUGUUUACAAUUAAACAUUUUUUUUGCGGCUACUGUAGCUUGCUGCUCGAGAGAUAGAUAUUUUGAAAGUGUAAUCUUGCUGUGCCUUAAUCAUUUAUGUCGUAAAACAAUAGCACCAAAAUCAAUGACUUACAAAAUGACAAAAUUAUCAAUUAUUUUACUUUUGUUGACCUACAUUAUGUCUUCAGUAAAGAGUCAGCACACUUUAUCAGUCAAUAAUGUUGUACCCUCAAGAACAUUUGAAAUCGAUUACAGCAACAACACAUUUCUACUUGAUGGCAAGCCAUUCCAAUUUAUGGGCGGUUCCUUUCAUUAUUUUCGUGCGUUGCCUGAGACAUGGCAGAGAAAAUUGCGUACGAUGAGAGCAGCUGGUUUGCAUGUUGUAACGACUUAUGUCGAGUGGUCACUUCACAAUCCAAAAGAUGAUGUUUAUGACUUCACUGGAAUCGCUGAUCUUGAGCAAUUUAUUCAGCUUGCACAGCAGGAAGAUCUCUUAGUUAUUCUACGGCCUGGACCUUAUAUCUGCGCUGAACGUGACAUGGGCGGAUUUCCUUAUUGGCUACUCAACAAAUAUCCACAAAUUCAAUUGAGAACUGACGAUGCAGACUACAAACUUGAAGUUGCAAAAUGGUAUGCAGUGUUGAUGACUAGGAUGCAAAAGUUUUUGUAUGGAAAUGGAGGUCCAAUUAUCAUGGUGCAGGUAGAAAAUGAAUAUGGAUCAUUUUAUGCAUGUGACGAAAAGUAUAAAGUCUGGUUACGUGAUGAGACGUUUAAAUACACGCAAGGACAGGCUGUUCUAUUUUCAAAUGAUGGACCUGGAAUGCUUAGGUGUGGUAAAAUUCCCGAUGUCUUUGCCUCUCUUGAUUUUGGUGCUGGAGAUGAUAAAACGAUAGAUUCAUUCUGGAAAACAUUAAGGAAGUUCCAGAAGAAAGGACCAUUAAUGAAUGCUGAAUAUUAUCCUGGAUGGCUCACACAUUGGCAGGAAGACAUGCAACGUGUACCGACUGAACCUAUUGUUACAUCACUCGAGAAGAUGAUUAAGGACGGUGCUAGUGUUAAUUUUUACAUGUUUUAUGGAGGAACCAACUUUGGAUUCACAGCCGGAGCAAACGAUGGAGGUCCAGGAAGUUACAAUUCUGAUGUCACAUCUUAUGAUUACGAUGCACCAAUGACAGAAGCUGGAGAUCCAACAGAUAAAUAUAUGGAAAUAAGAAAAAUGAUUGGAAAAUACUUUACACUGCCUGACGUGCCAGUUCCUAGUCCCGUACCAAAAACACGACUAUCUGAUGUACAAAUGAAGCCAAUUUCAGUCUUGAUGGACACAAACAGUAGACGACAUUUAUCAAGCUAUACAGUCAAUGGUCAUACGCCGUUAACAUUUGAGGCUCUUAAUCAGUAUUCAGGAUUUAUUUUAUAUGAAACGAAAUUACCAAAGGUCACACGUGAUCCAGCACAGCUGAAAAUAAAUGACUUAAGAGAUCGUGCUUAUAUUUAUGUUAAUCGGCAGUUUGUCGGUGUCUUAUCACGUGAAAAUGGAAUCAAUUCGAUUCCAUUAAGUCUGACUUUAGGCGAUGAACUGCAAGUUUUAGUAGAGAAUGAGGGCCGCAUUAAUUAUGGAAUUGCGAAUGAUUUUAAAGGAAUUGUCAGUGAUGCUGUCUAUAAUUCAAUGGUCUUAGUUAAUUGGACUAUGACUGGAUAUCCAUUUGAUGAAUAUGAAAAAGUUGAUAAUUUGAUUACCACAUUAAAGAGGAAGUAUGGAAAUAUUCCAAGAACAGCAUCAGCAAAGAGUUAUUUACGUUCUGGUCCGACAAUCUUUUACGGUGAAUUUACAUUAAAGCAGUCAGAAAUUGCAGAUACUUAUUUUGAUCCAACAACUUGGGGUAAAGGCGUUUUAUUCAUCAAUGAGUUCAAUUUAGGCAGGUACUGGCCACUAGUUGGUCCACAAAUCACACUAUACGUUCCAAAAGAAAUCCUUAAAGUCGGUUCCAACAAAGUCUUGAUGAUUGAGCUUGAAAAGGCACCAGAAGAUGGAAUAAUCAAGUUUAAAGACACCCCAAAUCUUGAUGGUAAUUAAAUGCUGAUUUUUUAUAUUAAUGGAAAAAACUUUGUAUUUUAUUGUGAAAUGUGCUUUGAGCAACAUGAUCAUCAAGAAGUUCAUCACAGCCUCUAGCUACUAUUUUUUUUAAUUAGAAAAUUCUAUUCACUCAUUUAAUAAAAAAAAAUCAACUAUUGAUCCACAUUUU
Messenger RNA from Chironomus riparius, 2366 nucleotides. NCBI's taxonomy places the organism in Eukaryota, Metazoa, Arthropoda, Insecta, Diptera, Chironomidae. The record is from the annotation of a GenBank genome assembly.